UUACUCAUUGUAGACCAGGCUUUAUUUAACCCUAAAUUACGCAGUAAACUUAAGAUGGCGGGUGGUAUGAUCAAUAGGUUCAAUUCGGCUCUUCAAAAACUAGAACAAACAAUCCAGAUACUUUUUGGACAUGGAUUUCCUCCAAGACCAUUAUGCGCAAUCGAUUGCGAUAACUUUUUGAGUGAACCAAAACCGGUUAACCGUCUCGGUAGCAAAUCUUUAAAAGAAAUUUUCGAAAACGGCAUUUUGUGGGCAGUUCCAAAACACCGACGUAGUUUGGAACAAAGAUAUAAAAGAAAAUUUGGGUUAUUAAAAUAUGUGUGGAAGCCAUUGAUUGCAAAAACUAACAUAUUAAUGUGUCUAAAAUGUGGUCAUCAUUAUGAAGCUAAUCGCUUAUGUGGACAUUGUUAUGAAAAAGUAAAACUUGAGACUAAGGAGAUGCAAGAUGCUAUUCAAAAAGAAUUAAAACUAAGCCCAGUAGAAGAGAACGUAAUUGUAUUAUACGAUGGAGAAAAGGAUCAGAAAACAGAUGAGUUCUGGAAGAAUCAAAGAAUAGUAGAAAUGCCAAAAAAAAGACCCUCAUGGUUUCACCAGAACUUACUUGAACCAACAACACAGGAAUCAUCAGAUAAAACGGAUGUCAAACCUACAAAUCUUGCAUGAGGCAUAUUUAAAGUCAGAUUUUAACAAUUUGCAGUAAAAAAUCAGAAUAUAUAUCUGUUGAACUGGGUUGAAAUAAUCAUGAAAAUUACUAGAGUGUUACUUUGUAAGUAGUGUUUUUACAAAUAAAUGCUGAAUAUAUAAAUAUAAAAUGGAAAGUCAAAUCUGUAGUUUUGAAGAAAAUAAAUCAAUAUGCAUUU
Molecule: messenger RNA, 860 nt
Organism: Odontomachus brunneus
Lineage: Eukaryota; Metazoa; Arthropoda; Insecta; Hymenoptera; Formicidae
Gene: mRpL32
Product: 39S ribosomal protein L32, mitochondrial
Exons: 4
Coding region: 55-663 (202 amino acids)
Biological process (GO): translation
Cellular component (GO): mitochondrial large ribosomal subunit
Molecular function (GO): structural constituent of ribosome
Source: RefSeq, a predicted model, not a curated record